AUGGAGUAUGUCGAUUGUGUUCGCCGUGGUACUAAUGAUAUUGAUAAUGCAGUAGCUCAUUUAGAUGAAACAAGGGUCCAACUCCUCCUUCUUAAAUUCCUUCUCGGCGGUGGCACUUUUAAACGAACCAAGUUCUUGUACGUGAUUUACACAGGGCCUAGGUGUAACAUCGUUAAGCGGGGACGGUGCGUUGAGAAAAUCGGUAAAUUUGUGAGCGAGCAUCUUAAAGGGGUUGCCGGUCUUUCUGCUACAGACAAAGCCUCCCUUUCUUUCGAAUCAUUAGUCAGUCAGUUCAAAAAAAUGUUUAUUGUUGAUGAUGGGGAAUUCUCGAUGGCUAAGAUUCGUCAAGAGCACCUGAAUCGUAUGGAGGAAGACAAAGCGAAAAUGCAUCAAGAAAAAGAAUAUGAGCGCAAAAUAGCUCGACUGAGAGCAAUUCAGGCACGUAGAGCGAGACGGCGUAAAAAGCCAGAAACCAUCCUUGGAAAGUGUAUUGAUCAAAAUGACGACGAGUCAGGCAAUAAAACGAAGAAUAUUAUGACUGCCAUUCGGGAAGAGAAUAAUACCGUAAAUUGGGUUGUUUUCUCUCCAGAUCCUGUAAGGCUCCAGGCGGUGAGCCACGGUUGCGGUGGUAUAUUUGAAUUAGUCAAAAACCUUCCUGACGACAAAUGGCUCUUUGGAUUAUUCAACAUCACCUUCUCAAACCCCGAAGGACGCGUGAGGCGCCUAAUAUUUUUCCAGUGGAUUGGCAACAGGGCAAAGAUAGUGCGUGACCGACGUACCUCUGCCGUCUACCCCGCUAUGAGCAAGCUUCUCUCGCCGUAUUCAUAUGAAAUCUAUUUGGUUGGGAAGACUGACCUUGUGCCAGCAGCAAUUAUUAGCAAAUGCAAGAAUGCCUUUAUUGAUCAGAAAAGUGAACCGAAAAAUAAGCGAAACAAACCAACCAAUUCUGUGCUUGACGAAAAAAACUAUACGGAGACAUUGAUAGAGGAUCAGGAACAUGUGCUUUUUGAUUGCAAAGAGUUUCAACCUGAGGAAAAACAAGCUGAUAUGGGACUCGUCCCCAUGGAUUGUCCCGAGAUGAGCACGACAACUUUAAGCGAUUCGUUUGAUAGCUGCACAGAACUCUACGAUACUGAGGAGACAUUGCGUUUUUUAAUGUCCCCUGAGGGUGGCCUGGUAUGGGCUAUCUUUGAGGUAGCCUAA
Phytomonas sp. EM1 is the source of this 1203-nucleotide messenger RNA. Lineage: Eukaryota; Euglenozoa; Kinetoplastea; Trypanosomatida; Trypanosomatidae. The record is from the annotation of a GenBank genome assembly.